Solanum dulcamara is the source of this 1608-nucleotide messenger RNA. Its product is annotated as high affinity nitrate transporter 2.3-like. Gene Ontology annotation, cellular component: plant-type vacuole membrane; plasma membrane. Gene Ontology annotation, molecular function: nitrate transmembrane transporter activity. Lineage: Eukaryota; Viridiplantae; Streptophyta; Magnoliopsida; Solanales; Solanaceae. The record is from RefSeq and is a predicted model, not a curated record. The coding region runs from base 31 to 1608 and encodes 525 amino acids. The transcript has 3 exons. Gene Ontology annotation, biological process: nitrate transmembrane transport; cellular response to nitrate.
UAAGCCUUCAAUUUUGUUUUUUGACCAAAAAUGGCUAGUUUUGAAAGCCCUCUAGGCAGAGAACAAACAUUUGCAUUUUCAGUCACUUCCCAAAAUGUUGACAAUAAUAGCCAAUCCAACAAAUUUGAUUUGCCAGUUGACUCAGAGCACAAGGCAAAAUCAAUCAAAAUCUUUUCAUUUGCACAACCCCACAUGAGAUCUUUUCACUUAGCUUGGAUUUCAUUUUUCACUUGUUUUAUUUCCACUUUUGCUGCUGCUCCUUUAGUUCCAAUUAUUAGGGACACCCUUAAUUUAACGCGUGCAGAUAUUGGUAAUGCAGGGGUUGCGUCUGUUUCCGGUAGCAUUUUCUCUAGACUAGUCAUGGGGGUACUAUGUGACUUAAUUGGUCCAAGAUAUGGUUGUGCAUUUCUCAAUCUUUUAACUGCCCCUAUUGUUUUCUCUGUUGCUUUUAUCUCAAAUGCAGAGGGAUACAUAGCUAUGAGAUUCUUAGUUGGAUUUUCGUUAGCCACAUUUGUGUCGUGUCAAUACUGGACAAGCGUUAUGUUCAAUAGCAAGAUUAUUGGACUCGUUAACGGUGUGGCAGGGGGGUGGGGUGACAUGGGGGGUGGUGUUACUCAACUCCUCAUGCCUUUUCUUUUUCAUGUAAUUAAAUUAACUGGGGCUACUCCGUUCAUUGCUUGGCGUAUCGCGUUUUUUAUUCCGGGAUGGUUACAUAUUAUUAUUGGACUUAUGGUCCUAAUUCUUGGUCAAGAUUUACCUGAUGGAAACCUUAGUACUCUCCAAAAAAAGGGUGAUGUUGCUAAAGAUCAAUUUUCAAAGGUUCUUCGAAAUGCAGUGACAAAUUAUAGGACAUGGGUAUUUUUCCUCCUCUAUGGGUUUUCCAUGGGAGUUGAACUUUGCAUCAACAAUGUCAUAGCAGAGUAUUUUUACGACAAGUUCAAUUUGAAGCUACACACGGCGGGAAUGAUAGCUGCAACAUUUGGGAUGGCGAAUUUUGUGGCUCGUCCUUUUGGGGGAUAUGCAUCGGAUGUAGCAGCCCGAAAAUUCGGGAUGAGAGGAAGGUUAUGGGUCCUAUGGAUAGUCCAGACAACAGGAGGAGCCUUCUGUAUCUGGUUGGGCCAGGCUGAAUCACUUCCCAUCGCGAUAGUUUCAAUGAUCCUCUUUUCAAUCGGUGCCCAAGCCGCGUGUGGUGCAACCUAUGGUAUCAUUCCUUUUGUAUCGCGAAGAUCAUUGGGCCUGAUUUCUGGGCUCACGGGUGCUGGAGGCAAUUUUGGGGGCGGGUUAACACAAUUAUUAUUUUUUUCAACUACGCAAUUUUCUACAGGUAUGGGGCUAACAUGGAUGGGGUUAAUGGCGAUAGUGUGUACCAUACCUGUGGCAUUUAUACAUUUUCCACAAUGGGGGAGUAUGUUUUUUCCAGCAUCGAAUGAUGGAAACUAUAAUGAAGAGAAUUAUUAUGAAUCAGAAUGGACACAAAAUGAAAAACAAAAAGGGCUACAUCUUGCAAGUGUUAAGUUUGCAGAAAAUAGCCGAUCUGAACGUGGGAAAAAACAGAUUGUUACAUCUGUAGCCACUUCAACUUACUCUAGUAGUCCAGAACAUGUUUAA